GUCACGAACGCACGUGAUUUAGUACGAUUUUGUACCUCACCACGACUAAGUCACGAGAUGGCAUUGUUAACAAUGAACAGCACCAUAUGGGAUAUCGAAGAAGCCAUAAGGCACGAGAGACGCACGUGGGAUAAAUUGGAAGAGUCGGCUGCGAAGUGGCAGACGAUCUUGGAUGAACUGUCGUCUGAUAUCGAACACGCCGAUGGGUCGAGCACGGAGUGGAAGAUCAAGUUUGAGUGCCAAAAGGAUUACAACCGGAUGCUGAUGAGACAUCUACAGCGCAUGCGUGCUGAGAUACGGAUGCUUCAUAAAGGAAAUGACGUAACGCUUCAAGAACCGGGUCUUAAAACAAUCGGGGAAUGGCGCACAGAAAUACAGAAGCUUACCGUUGAGAAAUGGUCAAUGGAAAGUCUGCGCAACAUGUACGAGAAGCAGCUGGACGCCGAGUCGAUGGCGUACCACCGGGCGCACGACCACCUGACGCAACUCUCGAGGGACAUCCGGCUCUCUCAGGCGUUGCUUAUCACCAACCAGGAGGCCGAGGACGCUGCCGUCCUGUCGUCCAUUGAAGCGGUGGCGUCGCCACGUAAGACUGGCGGUGGCGGUAGGAAGCCGCUGGCAAAGGUUUCGCCCCUGAGGCCGCCCGUAAAAUGCGAGACACCCAAGAGUUACCGGGCGAUGUUCCGGCAGCACCGGGACCAGCAUCUGCGCGCGAACGAACAUCAUCUCAAUUUUUCGGGCAUGUCGCCCAAAUCGAAACAAUGCAAUCCUACGGAAUGAUGUUUUCAGUUCCUUUCUUUAAAAAUUGAAAAUGUUAAUUUCAAUCAACAUAGGUAAUUAAUGUAAUGUUCUCCAAGGCGUGAAUACGAUGCCAAAUUAUUACGCCCUACGAAUCAGCUAGAAAUACAGACAAUAGUCUUAAGUUACUAAUAGACUUAUAUUUAAAAGAAUAAAUUUAACAAUUAAAAAGAUGUUUUAUGUACUUGAGAACUAACAUAAGGUGACUUAGUCAUUGAAUUAUGCAAACAUAACACGCGCUGUUUACUAAAACAAAAGAAAAAGAUAAUUGAAA
Messenger RNA from Dreissena polymorpha, 1072 nucleotides. RefSeq lists its product as uncharacterized. The transcript is spliced from 3 exons. NCBI's taxonomy places the organism in Eukaryota, Metazoa, Mollusca, Bivalvia, Myida, Dreissenidae. Bases 58 to 780 code for a protein of 240 amino acids. The record is from RefSeq and is a predicted model, not a curated record.